Messenger RNA from Hyalella azteca, 6917 nucleotides. RefSeq lists its product as uncharacterized. Bases 405 to 5255 code for a protein of 1616 amino acids. Gene Ontology annotation, molecular function: calcium ion binding. The transcript has 16 exons. NCBI's taxonomy places the organism in Eukaryota, Metazoa, Arthropoda, Malacostraca, Amphipoda, Hyalellidae. The record is from RefSeq and is a predicted model, not a curated record.
GGGGUGAGAGGUGUGUCUGUGUCGAGCGCGGCUCGAAGAGAGAAAGUUUCUGAGGCGGUUGCACACGUACCUGGAUCCUCUUGUGUUCCCUGAUCUCAUUCCACUUCGUGGAGCUGAGUAGUCGGUGUUCUUCUUUGUUAAAUCAUACGGUGAAAUUAAUGUGUUAUUUAAAGCGAAAGCACAAAUUUUAUUCGAUGAAAAACUGAUUUAUUUGUUCGUAUUCGAGAACUGCGUACUUUUUACGAUACGUGUUUUCUAAUAGUAACCGAGAUUGAAAAAAAGUACAGAUUGUAACGUGUUAAGAGGCGGAAAAAAUCCGGGUCCCAUUCGCUUCGUUUUCAGUUUGUAGGGAUGAAAGGAAAGUGUAGCUGCAGCAGGCCUUCUGACAGAAUUUGUUGAGGAAGAUGAGGUGCGACGUGUUGUGCCGCGGCAGUUGGUGGCUUCUGCUUGCGGUUCACCUCGCUUGUCUUCCGGUCUUAAUAUCAACACAAAAUUCUCCAGACGGUGCGGCUAUCUCGCUAGUUGACUUCUUGGAGGCAGUGGGCCACAGCGAAGCUGCGGCAGCGGUGAGACAGCGCAUAGAGAACAAGAUCACGGUGCCGUACUUCUCACCUUCAUUACCCUCCACUUUUUCGGACCCAACUGAGGGGCAAUUAUCGAUUGCAGACGUAUUUGCUACACUUCCAGGUAUAAAUUUACCCCACAACCUACGCUCUGGCGCAAAUUCAAAAAGAAAUUCCACUAUUGCAUCCAGUUCAAUUACAGUUUCAGAAUUUUCCGGCGGCUUUAGACUCAAUGUUCCGGCCAAUUCAAGCAAUUCACUGAGGAGUGAGCAUGAAGCACUCGAGCUGCCGUUAACAGAAUCGGAAAGCAAUAAAUAUGAUGCAGAGGAACAAUCUAUUGUCAUGAAGGACUUGGAAAAUGAAGACAGUCUUGCUGAAGAUGAAGAAUCAAUUGGUAGUGAUUAUUUCUCUCUCCACACUUCCUCUGAUUCGCUUACGUCAAAUGACCAAGUUGAAACCACAGAAGACCUAGAAUUGCUGCCCAUUACCUCAAAUUCCCCAAUUUUGUCGCUUUUAGAGAUGGAUGAAAAAUCAAGCAGAAUAACUAAUCCAUCUUCAACGACGGCAAAUGCUACAACGAAGACUUUUUCUUCGACAAACGGUCCCCACAACAGUGUUCAUCCGCCCCAGCAAUCUGCCACGGUUGAGUCGGGGAAGACUGUCAACGAGGUUGCGAAUUUUGUAAAUUCGUCAUCUGCGAAAAACGGAUCUCCAACAAGUGCGCUCGAUCAUUUGCCGGUCAUAUCUGUAACCACAGUGUUGAAUCAGAAAACUAGUGAACGUAUGAACUCUGUCUUAGCCAGUGCCAGCAUCGUAACCCCUGCUCUGGUCUCAGUGCAACAGCAGGUUAGUUCAGCAAGGCGCAUCCAACGGUCUAUCGAUUACGAUGUAUUAUCAGCUGGAAAUGAUGCUGGAACGGAAUUUCCAAGUUUGAUGACACUAGAGGGACGAUCAGCGAAUAAAUUGAAGAAAGGCAGUCGUCGUUCUGAUCCUGAACCUGACAUUGACGAUAUUAUACAAGGCAUUAUGCAACUUCUUGGAGGAAACGUAAAAAUUGAUGCUGAUUCGAGCGCGCACACUCAUUUAACAACUUUUGGCGGUGGACAACCAGUUAGCAGUACCCGUACUAACGACAGAGGCCCACCGAGGAUGCCUUUGAACCCGUUCAAUUUCUUCAACGGCAGACCAACACAAACACGGCCUCCAGUCCGAAGACCAGCUUCGGAAUCUCCAACGGGAAUCGCGUCCCCCGGGAGACCUUCAUUUAUGGCCAAUACUCUACCACCCUUCAUAGCUACUCUCCCUCCUCAGCUUGAUACUCCACGACUUCAUCUUCAAACGCAUGAAAGUCCCGUGCAAACAGCCUUUCUUAUGCCCGAGGCUAUGAUCCCUCCAUCAUCAGGAAGUGAAGUUUCGUCAUCCUCGCCCAUGUUCCCAUCAUCAAUUUCGACGAUUUCCUCCACAUCUUCCACAAUUUUGGCUGAAAACCCAACCGAAGUUAGUUACGAGGGUGAAACCACUGAAAAUAAUCUCAAGCAUGAAACAUUUCCUCCUCUGCAACCCAGCUCCUCAGAACCAGAGGUGUUAUCGACGGAAGCGACAACUCCUAUUUUACAAGAUGAUGUGAACGAAAAACCUACGGACACUGUUUAUUCCAUUGAAACUGAUGGCUUUGAUUUAGAGCCAUCCAUUGGUACAAAAGAGUCAACAGAUACUGUUAACUCGAUCUAUAACUCUCCUCUCCCACCCGACUUAAUUUCAAAAAUUAGAAAAUCUCCAUCUUUUACAGAAACUAGUAAGUCAAAGAAAAUUUCAUCAACUAUUAGUCCCACUGUGGCCAUUUCAAAUAUCUCUCAAAUUGACACAACAAUGUCAAGCUCCAAGCAGUCUAUUCACGGCACCACUUCACCAGGAUUAUUCUCCUUUACACCGACUAGGUCACCCGAGGUUCAGUCUCCACCUCCUCAGCUCCCAGUGAGAUCUCAUGUGCCCGUCCAAAGACCUCAAUACCCCCAAAGUAUUUCCCACACCAGAGUUGUUCCUCCAGCAACUGUAAACCAUGGUCCUAGACCGGGGAUGGUUCUGGAUGCUGAAUACCACCCUGCCCAUGUGGUCACCGCACCAGUUCGACGACCCACGGACCUCCACGGCGAAGUGUUUGACGUGACCGUGUCUGCUCAGCAAGGUUUCGGCGGCCAAGUUAGCCCAGUCAGGCCUCCUCAUUAUCCAUCCUACUUCCCGCGGCCUCCUUAUAACUAUCAAGAGGCUGGGGACCCGCUGCUGGUGACGCCGACAGGAGGGGACGAUGGCUUCGUGUCCAUCGACGGCCGCAAGACAUACUUCGACCUGUUCCCUACCGCCACCGCCAAGCCGCUGCCCCAUCAGACCGUGGGGCUGGGAGUUGGUGUGGUCAUCCCCGAAGAGGAUAUGAUAGACGGUGAAUUCCCCGACGACCUGAACGUCGGGCCGCCCUACAGCAUCCCCUCAAACCCCAGCGGGAUAACUGGGCCUAUGGGGCCGGUUCCUCCUCAGGCGCCCCAAGAGCCUGGUCUUCCAGGACCUUAUCUCUCGUCCCCUCCUUCUGUGCCUCCGUCGUCCAUAGGCACUCCGCUGCCCUUCAAACGCCGGCCCUCCACUCCCUCCAUCAGGAUCGACACGUGCAUCGUGGGCGACGACUCGACGUGUCAGGAGCAGCUGCUCGAGGUGUGCAGGACGGAGGGCGACGUCUCCUCCUGCUACUGCAAGCCUGGCACUGACAGGCGGCGACCCCGCACACCCUGCAAGAAAAUGGCGCUGCUGGAGAUGUCCAUCAAAGUCAACCGCGUGGGCCAGCAGCGCAUCGCCUGGAACGGCAACUACGCCAACCCCGCGUCCGAGGAGUACCAAGUGCUCGAGUGGGAGGCGCAGAAGGCGAUCGAGAGCGCAUUCAAGAAGUCGGCGCUGAAGUCCGUGUACCUCGGCAGCACCGUAGAGAAGUUCUACCCUCUGGGGGGCAACGUGAUCAUCAACAGCUCCAUCAAGCUUGAGGACAACCCCAACACCCGCAGCAGGGACAUCAAACGCAGCCUGCAGCGACACAUCAUUAAAGUUAUUCAGGCACACAACAACAACAUCGGCAGCUCAUCCCUCUGGGUGGACGGUCCACUCAACCCCAUCCCUCUGGUGGACGACGUGAACGAGUGCAGCGUGGAGACGCUCAACGACUGCCACGAGCACGCGACCUGCCUCAACGAGUUCGCCAGCUUCUCGUGUCGCUGCCUCCCCGGCUACACUGACAGGUACGAGAGCAAUCCGGACCGCGCAGGUCGCCACUGCGAGACCUGCUCGCCGGACCACUGCCAUAAGCGCGGCGAGUGCAAGAUCAGCAACGGCAAGAAGAUUUGCGAAUGCAAAGGUUCGUACUACGGCGAUCGCUGCGAGGUGGAUGGUGAGGUGGUGGCCGUGGCCGUAGGAGCGUCCGUAGCGGCCGUCAUCAUCAUCCUGCUGACGCUGCUCUUCCUCUGCAUGUGGAGUCGCCGCUGGAAGAUGCAGGACCAGAAGAGCGAGACCCUGCGGCGCGGAGGCUUCCUGGCCCGCGCUGCCGCGGGUGGUCACUACCUGCAGCAGAAGUUCGCGAUGGUGGCCCAGCCUCAGCCCCAGCAGUUCGGGCCCACAAUGGAGGACCACAUCCGCUGGGCCCAGAUGAGUGAGGCCGCCAUGGCCGCUCAGCAAAGCCUCUACGGAACUUUGCCCGGAACGACCACCUCUCUCUACGGCCCGACGAACCGCGGCUUCUUGAACCGAGGCCAUUUCCCUCCAGCACGACCCUACCGAAAUUACCCAGAGUCAGUGUACUCUCGGGUGUCCAGGACUCUGUCUCGCCCCUUGACAUUCCGUGACAAGUUCUUGGCUGGACUCCGAUCUAUUUUUUCACGGAGAUCAAGCACUGAAACUAUCAAGACUAGCCAUGGAGACUUGUCGGCCUUCAUCGUUUCUCCCAAUCCUAACACGAUGGGCAUGCAGCAGAUGAUGGCGCUCCAGGCUCAUCUCGCGGCCAACACCCAAAAUCAGGAUCACCUCACCGGGAACGGCCUACAGCAUCCCACGCCCCUGGGACCGCCUACGAUGUACAAGCCUCAUCGUCAGAUGGGCAGCGGGACUGAGUACGGCCCCGUGUUCCCCCCCAACCAGUUUGGGGGAUCUCAGUACGGCCUGCACCCCCUGAACGCCACACUGCUCCCCAUGGGGCAGGUCCCUCCCCCCUCCAUGGUGCACCAGAACUUCUCCAGAACUCCCUCCACUUACGGCCCCUACCCAGGCCCCGCCUCCCUCACUAUGUCCCAGAGCGGCGCCUCACGGGCCACUCUGCAGCUCUGUGGGCCCGCGUCAAGCGGGGUCGAGACAAGCUCUGAGGAAGAGGACGCCCGUCGGGGGGGACCCGGCAGUUGUUACCAAAUCCCCAGACCAAAGUCCCGCGCAUCAGUUGGGGAUUCCAGUGAUUUGUACUACGAACUUGACGAAAUGACCAACCCUCCUCCAAACAGCGGUGACUUCGCUCACUUCAACACAAUUCUUGCUCACAGUUCUUCGGCUCAAACCUUGGCACAAGCCGAGGUUCUGAGAGCUCAGAGGCAAAGCUUCAGGCUCCCCUCCCACCCCCCUUACCCCAGAGAACCUCCUCCCCCUCUACCACGACAUGUAUAUUCAUGUUAGAUGUCAUCUUCUUUUAAAGUUGAGGCAACUAAACCGCUGCAUUAUUUUGGAAAAUGGACGCUUAUCUCGCUUGUACUUCUUCAUUCUAGAUUAUCCAUUUGGUGGCAAAAUUAGCCGAGUAAACAGUUAUAUGAGCAUUACAGUCAUCGUGCUAUGUUUAGACUUGAAUGCAAGAACGCAAUUGAGGAUUAUAUGACACUUUUGGCAAUUAACAUGAACAGCUGGAAUAAGUAAUGUUCAUUAGAAUGAAAAAAGUUUGCUCGCAAUCGCAGAGUAUGAAAAACGUUCAAUGAUCUAAUUCUAACCGAACGAGGAAAUCGGUUACAAGCGAUAAUUCUGAAAAAGAACACGCAAAAUAAUUCUGCAUUUAACUUUAUGAGUAACAGAUCGAGUCUCGCGAAACAUCUAUACGUCGCUCUGAACGAUGCACCAAUAUAAGUUGGUGCUGACAGUCCUAGAGGCUUCGUUAAAAUUUAUUUGAGUUUUGUGUGUUGCAGCAAUAAUGAAUUGUCGGUCACUGAAGCACUGAUUAACGAAGGCCAUACGGAAUUAAAUAUAAUUUUAAAUACAUUUUUCACACCAUUUCUGGAGUAAAACAAAGAUCAUGAUCUUGCCAAAGCGUUUCUACUUUACCCCGUUUCGUAUGCUUGAAUUUCCCGACAUUCCCGCUACGUGAGACAAAAUGUACCAGCUUAGUAUUUGCCAUUGCAAGUCAAUCCUAUCCCGAAAACGCCGAACAAAACUGUCAUGUUUGUAGAUAUGAGCUGCCGAUAUACCGCUUUUGGGUGUAACCUGCGUGAGUAUAACCAUGAAGAGAAUUCCUUGCAUGCGACUUUGACUGUGACAGUAAAGUGUAUAAUAGCUAGUCAAAUGACUGUGCCUGCAAUGAACCCGACUGUUGACUUGCCCUCUCUUAUUGUGUUUGAUCUUUACAGUUAGUUCCUUGCACACUCUGUCGAAAAAUGUUGCAAUCUCCCGCAUAAAAAAAAUAGUUCCAGAAACUGUUAGAUUCUGCUGAUCCAUUUUGUAAAUAUUCCUGUCCCUGCUGUUUGUCCAUAAUUUAGCGCUAUAGACCUGCAUGCUAGACAGCUUUUUAGAAUAUCGAUACUCAAUCUCGCAAUGACUUCAGCUCGCUCGACUUAGAAUUUAAAGUUCUAGCCACGGAUUUGUGAGUCUCCCAAAUGAGCAUAGGAUCGUAUGGCUAAAUUAAUGUGGUAUAAACUUAGAAUAUUGAUGUAUACGAGAUGAAUCUCUGCAGUUCAUGUAGAUCAUCAUGCAAUACAUGUCCAGUUUCAUUCCCUAUGUACCUCGGAAAUUAUCCUAGUAAGUGCAUUAAAUUAUGACGAAUUUAAUUUUAAUAAUUUCUAUUGAUGCUUUGUAAAUUUUUUAAUGCCAGUUCAAAGGGGAAGAUAAACAGUGCUGGUGUCAAUAUGAUUAUAGAUUAAAUAUAACUAAAUGAGAAAUUAUUUAAGGAUUUUUAAAAGAAUGUUAAAAAUAUUGCAUGCUCUUUCAAUACGUGACUGAAAACCGUCGCCAAAACCUCAUUUUUCAAUAUUUUGUAAUAAAAAUUUGAUUAUGAACGUGCAUUGAAUGCUGCGACUAAGUCUUGCUGAAUAUUUAUAUGUAAAGCGUUAGAUUGCGUUAUGUAUUUAUUUUAGGAUA